Molecule: messenger RNA, 2058 nt
Organism: Ostrinia nubilalis (European corn borer)
Lineage: Eukaryota; Metazoa; Arthropoda; Insecta; Lepidoptera; Crambidae
Gene: Cyp40
Product: peptidyl-prolyl cis-trans isomerase D
Exons: 8
Coding region: 165-1325 (386 amino acids)
Biological process (GO): protein peptidyl-prolyl isomerization
Molecular function (GO): peptidyl-prolyl cis-trans isomerase activity; protein binding
Source: RefSeq, a predicted model, not a curated record
UCGACGACCGCCGAUUGUUUGCUAAUUUUUUUGUAAAAAUAUUUUAGUUCAAUUUUUACAAUGGACGAUCGGUUAUAUAUUGUUAAUUCAUUUAUUUACACUUUUACUUUAACGUAAACAUGGUGCUUUUUAUUUAGAACGUUGUGUUAAUUUAUUUUUUAUCGAUGUUGAUCAAAAUGAUACCAGGGAUUCACUCACAACAAAGGAAUCCUCUCGUUUUUUUGGAUAUCUCAAUAGAUGGGGAAUACGCCGGGCGUAUUGUAAUAGAGCUGAGGAGCGAUGUGGUGCCAAAGACAGCGGAGAACUUCCGAGCUUUAUGUACGGGAGAAAAAACCAUCACCACCAAUGGAAAACCUUUACAUUUUAAGGGCUCAAAAUUUCAUAAAGCGAUAGCACAAUUCAUGGUGCAAGGGGGAGACAUAGUGAACGGCGAUGGUACAGGCGGCGAAAGUAUUUACGGGCCCACAUUCGAAGAUGAGAACUUCAUCUUGAAGCACGAAGAAGGCGUGCUAAGCAUGGCGAAUAGAGGCCGGCCGCACACCAACGGCUCUCAGUUCUGUAUCACGACUGUCGAGUGUCCGCAACUGGACGGCACCAAUGUUGUCUUUGGGCGGGUGCUGGCCGGGCUAGGACUGGUGCAUGAGAUCCAGGCGUGUAGCGAGGACACACGGCCGACUGUGGAGUGCAUGAUAGUGGACUGCGGCGAGAUAGAAGGCGAAUGGGACACGCGCUGCUGUGACGGCACGCCCGACCGCCUGCCUGAUUACCCCGCUGAUAUGCCACGCCUGCACCUCUUGCCGAUAGAGCAGCUAAUGUCCAGUAUUAAAGACGUGAAGUGCAGCGGGAACCUUUUAUUCAGCUCCGCGCGGUACAAAGCCGCCGCGCGAAAGUACCGCAAAUGUUUGCGAUACGCGGAACACGCGUGCGAUGUCUUGCAACGGGAGUGCGCGGAACAGCAAUAUACAUUCGGCGAGGUGUUAGCGACGUACGCGCAGCAGUGCCACCUCAACCUGGCCGCGUGCUACAUGAAGCUGGAAGACUACGCCGCCUGCAUCAAGAGCUGCUCCGAGGUACUAGAAACGGACGGUCGGAACGAGAAAGCGCUUUACCGGCGAGGCCAAGCGAACUUCGCCCUUAAGAACUACGACGCAGCUCUCUCGGACCUCAAGCAAGCCGACAAGGCGUCCCCCAACAACAAGGCCAUCCAGAAACUUCUAGAAGAGGUAAGAACCUCCAACAAAAUCUACAAUGACAUUCAAAAACAACGGCUGUCAAAAUUUUUUCGUGACCAAAAAGAGAAGAGCCUCGCAAUCGGGCAUAACUGAGCUAAGACUGAAGGUAGUUAUAUAUAAUUUUGGUAUUUGAAAGACUGUGUCCUUACUGAUCCGUAGACUCGUCGACCGACUAGUCGUUCGUUAGUAAUUUUCUUGUUCUGUGGAGAUAAUUUAUAAUUUAAAUCAAUUAGUUGGUCAAGGAGUCGUCGGACCGUGCAUGGUCGUAGCGGCCUCAAGACAUGGGUGCUUUUUUGAAAGUAUUAGCUUUUUAACAAAAAUAAGAGGUGUGUUGUUUUGGUCGACCAAGUUUGUAGACUGUAGUUGAACUUUGACAUGACUGUAAGGGGGUGGCUACACGGAUUUGAUAGUUAUUUGACCAAUAAAAGUUGUUAUUUUGCCUAAUAAUUACUGUUUACUUUCUAUUAAAUCCUUUUUUUUCUCAUCUUAGUCCUAUUUCAUUACUGGAUGGUCUAAUUUUCAUCAAAAUGAAAUUAUACUUGUAUUUAAAUCCACGUAAACAUAAACGAAACGCAUAAUUAUGCCUGUGUGAAGCUAAAUUCACUACGAUGGUAAUUUUAUUGGUCAAAUCUAUCAAACCGAUUUUGAGACAGACCUCAUGUAGCUACCCUCCCCAUCAUUUAGUCCAGUUUGGCCAAAAUGUUCUAAUAUUGUGUUUAUAACUGCUGAUCUAGAAUAUCUAAACUCGAAAUUAUCCUGAAUGUUUGGUUUACUUUAUUUUUUAAAUAACUAACAAAUUAUCUUUAUAAUUUUAGAGUAUCCUCUU